Messenger RNA from Sturnus vulgaris (Common starling), 1471 nucleotides. RefSeq names its product transmembrane protein 179 (gene TMEM179). NCBI's taxonomy places the organism in Eukaryota, Metazoa, Chordata, Aves, Passeriformes, Sturnidae. The record is from RefSeq and is a predicted model, not a curated record.
UGCAUCCCUCCCUCCUGCAUCCCUCCUCCUGCAUCCCUCCUCCUGCAUCCCUCCUCUUGCAUCCCUCCUCCUGCAUCCCUCCUCCUGCAUCCCUCUCUCCACCCCUCCCUCCUUCCCUCCCACUGCUUGCGCAGAGCCGCGGACAUGGCGCUCAGCAAUUUCCUCUUCGCUCAGUGCAUCUGCUAUUUCCUGGCCUUUCUCUUCAGCUUCAUCGUGGUGGUGCCACUCUCCGAGAAUGGCAACGACUUCCACGGCCGGUGCCUGCUCUUCACCGAGGGCAUGUGGCUCAACGCCAACCUGACAGUGGAGCGGCAGCGCUUCACGGUGCAGGAGUGGGGGCCUGAGGCUGCCUGCCGCUUUAGCAUCUUCACCGGCCUCCUCUCCCUGCUGCUGGCCACAGUGCAGGCCUGGAGGACCCUCUUCUUCCUCUGCAAAGGGCACGAGGACUCUUUCUUUUACGCCUUCCUGAAUCUGCUGAUCAGCGCCUUUGUGGUGUUCAUCACAUUUAUUGCCAGCACUAUAGUGAGUGUAGGAUUUAACAUGUGGUGUGAUGCAAUUACUGAAAAAGGAAGCAUGCCAAAUAGCUGUGAAGAAUUGCAGGAUAUAGAUCUUGAGCUGAAUUUGGAAAACUCUGCUUUCUAUGACCAAUUUGCUAUUGCACAGUUUGGUCUCUGGGCUGCCUGGCUGACUUGGCUGGCAAUUACCAUUCUGGCUUUCCUGAAGGUUUAUCACAACUACAGACAGGAGGACCUGCUAGAUAGCCUGAUCCAUGAGAAGGAGCUGUUGCUAGGAAGAUCCCCUUCACGAUCCUCUUUGCAAGAUGACAAAAGUGGCAUGAUCUAAAGUGUAAGGAAAUUUCCAGGGCAGGAUCUAGAUUUUAUUAUUCAGUAGUGUGAGCUGAAGUUGAGUCAGGGUAUUGAGUGUGUGAUAUCUUUUCUUUUCCUGAAAUGAAAUGUAAUUGUGAAUCACUCACUUCCCCCAUGAGAAAUUGUUGGCAGAAAUACUGAUAUUAAGAUAAAGAGAAUGAACUGCCCUAUGUGCCUAUGGCAUAGCAAACUUUCUGUCCUGUGCAGGCAAAAUUUGUAACCUGCCCUUGUCAGCAGAGCUCCCACGUGCCAUUGCUGACUUUUGGGACAGGGGCCAUUUUUGACUGAGCUGGCAAGACCCGAGUCCAGGCUAUUUCUUCAAACUAUUCUUCAAUAAUAUUUGUAAUUGGAGCUACAUUCAGUGCCUCCUCUCUCCCUCUCCUCCCUUUUGCCAGUGGAACUGCUCCUGUUCUCUUUUUAUCCUGGGAAGCUGCAGCUCUGAUUUGGGUGCAGGCUCUCACUGUCUCUGCUUUCACUGUGUAUGGAUGCAGUGCUGACAAAUAUGUUGCUCCUGCUCUGAUUUUAUUUAAAACAUAGAGACCUGUGUUCCAGACUUGAUAUUUAAUAUUGGACAGUGUUAAUGAAUUCCAUGAAACUCGUAUAUU